Molecule: messenger RNA, 2669 nt
Organism: Coregonus sp. 'balchen'
Lineage: Eukaryota; Metazoa; Chordata; Actinopteri; Salmoniformes; Salmonidae
Source: the annotation of a GenBank genome assembly
AUGAAGCAGGAGACUACUCAACAGAUGCAACUAGACAUUAACCAAGCCAUUCAUGUCAGAAAAUCACUGAACACAAGGUGGGACAUCUGUAAACAACAUUACAAAGCAAACAUGUAAAUGUUUUAUAGACCUUAUUCCAACCUCAAUAAUAAUCACUUAUUCUCAUUUUUGGUCAAAAGGGAGAAGAGAUCCUGACUGACAAAACAUAUAAGAAGAGCAUGGCAGCAUUUAAGGUGAAGAAUUAUGAAGACUCUUGUCCUUUUUCGGACAUCCACAGUCAUUCAAAGAACAUGACUCAAGAUCUUCAACGAGAGGCGACAGAGAGGAGGGCAACAGAGGUCAUCCAAGAUAAGUGUUCCCCUUUCUUAGAAAGAUUAUGCCCUGUGGGCCUAACCAAUGUUCAGGAAAGUUGUAUUUUGGCUUCUGGAUUUGAUGUAAAAAGGAAGAGAGGAGGAGAUUCUACUGCAGUGGGGGUCGGUACUAUAGUUUCUUUCUCCCCGUUUUCAAGCAAUCUGUCAAACAAUAUAAAGGGAACUGUCACCCAUAGCCUUUGAGUCACAGCAAUCUUAGCCGAGCCCAACUCUUCUCUAAGUGACCACGGACAAUAUUCAAGAGUGGUAGUGGAUGAGAAAGCCUAUGCUGAUGUAGCCCAUCAAAUGUUACCACUUGCGGAAACCAAAAAAGGAAAAGAGAAAAUAUCAUUUCAUUCACUUUUUUUGCCUGUGAUGGAAAAGCAACAAAAGCGAAAAGCUGGUCAGCCAUAUAAGAAAACUCUAGUGAAAAUGACUAAAAAUUCAGCAAUUGCCCAAGAAUGGGAUUCAGAUGCCACAGAAAUAUCCAGGGUGACUCAGUUUAAGGAUAAUCUAACACCCUCAUGCAAACAAACGGAUGAGAAAAAACGGGAUGAAAUGCUAGAAUUUCCCCCAACUACCUCAAAUGACACAAGCUUUGGAUGCAAUUCAACAUCUGAUGCUUCAAACCACCUUACUAUUUCACAUUCAGAUAACAUCAUUUCUACAUUUCAAAUAACUGGACCAAGCACUUCUAUGGAAUUUAUCCAACCCCCAAGAAGACAGAGAACUUCAAAGACCACACAACAAGCAGAACAAUUCAAAAUGAAAGAAGUGCCGGCGCUGAAAUUGACCACUGCCACCAAGGGGCAAGAUUCUCCUAUAGAACAAGCUCUGGCACAAAACACAUUGGUGCCGUCUGAAAGUGUCUGCUCGUUUGAUGAGAACAUAGAGAAUGCAUUGAAACUACAAAAGAGACCUGGAAAAAAUAAAGCAAUGACGUCCAACGCAGGAAAUAGAAGGACUCAGGCGUUCAAAAGAAACAGAAUGACUCCGAGCAGCCUCUUGACCACUCAGUCACAGAGUAGCAAUGAUACACCCCAAGAAAAAUUUAAUUUGGGACUCUCUCAAGAUGCAACUCUACUACAAUCAUCUGAUAUAAAAAUGGAGCCCAAAUACUUGUCAGACACUGGUGUCUUGGAUGUCAAGAACAAUUUGAAGGAACACCGAAAAAAAGAACCCUCCAAAAACUUUACAGAAGGGAGUGUUAAAAGUCCUGGUAUGAUGUCAAGAUGCUUUGACUUGUCUAUCACUCAAAAAGACCAGGGGGCACCAAGUGACAUGAAGAGGGAAAUCAAAUAUAAUGUAACUGCUAACACAUCAGCUGUAGGAAACCAGGGGGAAAUGACUCUAAGAACUCAAGAGCUCUCAGGACUGAAGAGUAUUGAGGAUGUGCACAAAUUGAAGCGGCAAGCUGGUCGACCAUUCAAGAAAAAUACGUUGUUUAAAAUGGCUAAACUGCUAGCGAUAGCAGAGGAAUGUGGAUCUAAUGAUACAGAGAACUGUGGCAUGACUGAAGAGUGUAUUCCAAAAUUCCAACAGGAGUUCCCUGCCUAUCACCCCCUAAAGUCAAAAGUAAAGAAGAAGACAGAUACAAAAACCUUGGCAUCAAAUUCACCUACAACCGCCUCAAGAAAAUCCAGCAGAACAUGUAAAACGACCCCAAAAACAGUUCAAAGAAUUAUGCAAGUCCUCACACACACGCUCACCCAACCAUUGUUACCAGUUCCAUCCAAUCUUAUUGAACACAUUCUCAAAUCAGAGGACACAACUCUUAUCUCAACGGUCUCAGUAAUUCCUCAAUGUAGUGCAGAUAUUUCUCCUCAACAGGAAAGCCACGGAUGUGGAAAACCCCUGAAGAAAAACACACAAUUUUACAAAAACAUGACCACUGCAGUCCUGCAUCCUCCAAUAUUUGCACUAGAUUCCAAGGCCCUUGCUGAGAUUGUUUCCUUGUCAUUCCCUGUAGAGACAAAGAAAGACAUUGGAUCCAAAAGUAAAUGCAAACAGGUGCCUAGAACUCGUGGUGUAUCAGAAUUACUGUGUACAAAUGGAAUUCCUCAGGGAGAUAUACAUACCCAAACUAAUAGGGAUGAGGUAUAUUCCAAGGCUUCAGCACCUACUGUGUCACACUCCCAGAUAUCACGAAAACGUGGGGUUCAACAUAAAAAAGGUACAGAAAAAGCAGUUGUCCCAUUAUCUGAUCAAACUGCCCUUCCUGUUUCAGAUUGCCAGUUGCAGGUGCAAAAUCGCAGUGCAUCUCAGGAAAUGCCUUUACUGCCAUCAAAGAUGAAGACAGAAUCUGACACCGUAACCUGA